This is a messenger RNA of Toxotes jaculatrix (banded archerfish), 1614 nucleotides long. RefSeq names its product LSM10, U7 small nuclear RNA associated (gene lsm10). Gene Ontology annotation, biological process: mRNA 3'-end processing by stem-loop binding and cleavage. The transcript has 2 exons. NCBI's taxonomy places the organism in Eukaryota, Metazoa, Chordata, Actinopteri, Toxotidae. Gene Ontology annotation, molecular function: histone pre-mRNA DCP binding; U7 snRNA binding. The record is from RefSeq and is a predicted model, not a curated record. Gene Ontology annotation, cellular component: cytoplasmic U snRNP body; nuclear body. The coding region runs from base 190 to 603 and encodes 137 amino acids.
CCUCGGUGACGGUGUUCCGUGCGGGAAAAACCCAACUUGUUGACAACUUUGAACGAUUUGUCUCCACCUGCAGAGAUUUGGCCCGGAUUUACACCUUGAAACGGGGAUUUAACUAGUGCAGGGUGCAAACUCACCUUGUGUCUGCCUGCAGGUAUCCCUGACGUCUGGAGAUCAUCAUCAUCAGAGCCCAUGGAGUCACAGGGAGCCGAGUCCCUGCCGUCGGGGUCUGUGCCAGCUGAAGUCUUCAGCUCUAUUCGUGAACGUACAAUUGCAGAGAACAGCAUGGUGGUCCUGCUGCAGGGUCUGCAGGGGGAGGUGACCACGGUGGACAUGAGGAACGAGAGCACGGCACGGGGACGCGUGGUCAGCGUGGACGCCUUCAUGAACAUACGGAUGGAGGAGGUGCUGUACCGGGACUGGCGGGGUCAGCUCACCCAGCUGCAGGACAUGUUUAUCACUGGCAGGAACGUCCGCUACAUUCACAUCCCAGACCACGUGGACAUAAUGAAGACCAUACAGAGCCAGCUGGCCAAAAUCCACAGAGUCCGCAACUUUGCCAGUCAAGGAGGAGGCAGGAAAGAAUACUCCAAGAAAACAAAAUAACUUAUUUUCUUUUCCAAACAAGGACACAAAACUCUGCUGGGUACUGCUUGUGCAAGGUUAUGUCCAAAAAUACUUAGUAGGCCACAAGCUUUUUUUUUUUCUUUUUUUUCAGAUUUGAGGCCAGGCAUCAUUCUAGAUAAACAGUUUUCUAGACACGUCAAGGGAUGAGAGCAAGAAAAACAUUUCAGUUUACACAAAAAUACAUUAUGUUUUUCUGACUUCUCUCUUUUUUGUGGUGAAAUAGUGGAUAACUCCACCUCCACAGUCUGAGAAGGAAAUCAGAAAGAAUCACUCUUUAGUUGAACUGCUCGCAACUUGUGUGCACAUUAAAACCAUGGCCUGUGAUGAGGAGUCACAGUUUGGGAAUAUAGCCUGACAGAUUCUUGAUUUCUUGAGUUUACUGAGUUUAAAAUCCAAAUACUGUACAUUGACUGUCACUCUUUUUUUUCACUUAAACAUAAAACUGGAGCUGCAGAUAAUUAUUUUCAUUAUUAUUAUCUAUUCGUACCGGACAGGCUGAGGUUUCUGAACCACACCAUGAUACAAAAAGAUCAUCAUGAGGCAAAAACAUUAAAAGAGCAAACUUCCUAAAUACAUAAAAACGCUGAUGUGUUUUCUAACAAAUAAAAUAAAAUGUUAGAUACAAAACUGGAAAAAAAAGUUUUGCUGUCUGGUACAAGAUCUGUAAUCAUCUGUCUGGAUAGGUUUGGGGUUUUGGUGUCUCCCUUGUUUUUUUCAAAGUGAAGGAAUGACCGACAGCACCAUGAGCACUUCUCCUGCUCCUGUAAAACGCUAAAAAUCACUGUAUCUACAGAAAAUUUAAUAAUGUGCUGCAGCGAACAAAUACUUUCACACAUCCCAUUCCACUGGUUCAGAAUUCCACUGUUCAGCAAGUCGAUUUACAUCCUUAUUAAAAAGAAAAAUACGUUUUUUUUGCAAGAAAAUGAAACUGAUAGCAUGAGAAACUGAUGAAAAGUAAAAUAAAUUCAUUCUCCUGCCAAAGACCUCUCU